AUGCCGUUGACUGUAGGACUCCUGGCAAAGACGGCUCCUGCUGCAUUCUGGGCCCACUUUGAGCUUUUCUCGAGACCGAAGCUGCUUGAAGAGGUACGUGAAGAGGUAGAGCAAAACGCCCUCAAGGUUGCACCAGACGGCACGCACAUGAUUGAUUUGGGGUACCUUCGCGAUAAUUGUCCACUCCUAUCAAUUACCAGGAGUACUACGGACAAGGACAACAAUGGUAACGAUCCGGUUUGUUACCCAGAAUGUUGUUCUCGCAAAUACUUUCUCAAAUCCGGAACUAUGCUCUUCAUGCCUGCGAAGCAACUAGGCCGAGAUGAAAGCGCUUGGGGAAAUUCCGCUGGUGAGUUCAACGGACGAAGGUCCAUGAGAUCCACUACAGCAACCGAGAAUAAGGGCGACAUGAGAAAGGAUCCCCGGCGUACUGGCGGAUUCAUGGCAUUCGGUGUUUCUCCAUCAAUUUGUGCAGGGCGUCACGGGCGUCACUUUGCUACCAGUGAAAUCUUGGCACUGGUAGCCAUGAUUGCCUUGCGAUAUGACAUUGCUCCAGCUGAUCGGCUGUGGCGCGCACCGCAGAGGAUGAAUUCGGCAACCACAUCCAACAUGAGUCCAAUUGAUGGGACUUUCCCCGUCACUGUGAAAAAGAGAAGAAAGUAUGAAGGGAAAUCGUGGCAGUUUGAAAUUACUGAAGGCAAAGGAUAG
This is a messenger RNA of Penicillium egyptiacum, 708 nucleotides long. The record is from the annotation of a GenBank genome assembly. NCBI's taxonomy places the organism in Eukaryota, Fungi, Ascomycota, Eurotiomycetes, Eurotiales, Aspergillaceae.